AUGGAUCGUGGGGAUUUCUUGGUCUCCCUUGUGGCUGGCGGGCUAGCUGGUGUGUGUGUGGAUCUGACAUUAUUUCCUUUGGAUACAGUCAAAACUAGAUUGCAGAGUCCUCAAGGACUUAAAAAGGCUGGUGGUUUCCAUGGCAUUUAUGCUGGAGUUCCUUCUGCUGCCAUAGGAUCUUUUCCAAAUGCUGCUGCCUUUUUUGUCACUUAUGAAUAUACGAAAGCUGUCCUGCACACAGAUGCUUCUCCGUAUUUUGCUCCAAUAAUUCAUAUGAUGGCUGCCUCCUUUGGAGAAGUAGUUGCUUGUCUAAUACGGGUUCCUGCUGAAGUUGUGAAACAAAGAGCACAAGUGUCCCCAUCCUCCAGUACCUUACGGAUCCUUUCCCAAACUGUCUAUGAAGAGGGUAUCCUAGGACUCUACCGAGGUUACAAAAGCACAGUAUUAAGAGAGAUUCCUUUCUCUCUUGUCCAGUUUCCUGUAUGGGAAUCUUUAAAG
Molecule: messenger RNA, 498 nt
Organism: Protobothrops mucrosquamatus (brown spotted pit viper)
Lineage: Eukaryota; Metazoa; Chordata; Lepidosauria; Squamata; Viperidae
Product: S-adenosylmethionine mitochondrial carrier protein
Exons: 6
Cellular component (GO): mitochondrial inner membrane
Molecular function (GO): S-adenosyl-L-methionine transmembrane transporter activity
Source: RefSeq, a predicted model, not a curated record